AGCUCGUAUGAGGUGGCUUUGGGAAGAAAGGGAAUCCAAACCUGUGUCGCAGAGAUAACGUGAGACUUCAAUAAAAGAGAUCCACAUUUGGAGACCCGUGCGCGGUAGAGUCGCGCACGGAUUAUUAUAGAGUUUUUUUUUCUUUUUUUUUUUUUUUCCAAAAUAUUUAUUUUAUUUUUGCCUUUACCAGAGGAAGGUUCUGCUUUGGAGUGUCUGAUCUCCGUGAAAGGGAUACAACGAAAAGCGCACGGAGGAUAAUAGCGGAGUAUUUUAAACCUGCGCUCUCCGUUAACAAGUGACUCGCUGACUUUGGAGAGAGUGGAAUAUAGCGGGGUUUUUUUUUGUUGUUGUUUUUUUUCUGCAAUCGGGGGAUGUUCUUGUGGGAAGAUUCAGCUGCACAGAAAAAUGGAUUUGAAAACUGUUCCCCCUAAACCAGCGAGGGGGUAGAUUUAAAAAAUAAAAAAAUAUUUUUUUCCCCCCUCUCGGGCUGAGACUGAAGUGCCAAGCAGUUUUGCGUGAAGACCCCAGCCAUCACUGCUCGGUCGGGGCCUCGGCUCCCUGGCCAGGUCAUCGAUUCGUCCCAUCCUGCCCCUCCCAGCCCCCUCUUCCCUACUGUAGUCGCUGCCAAGAUGGCCACUAGUGGUGCUCCUCGUCUCUCCUUGCCACUGUUGCUUCAUGUGACCACUCUGCUGCUAUCACUGCUGCUCACCUGCUCUGAAGCCUCAUCAAAGCCAGAGUUCACUAAAGUUCCUGUUGACCAGAUUGGUGUCUCGGGCGGAGUGGUCUCCUUUGUCUGCCAGGCAACAGGCGACCCCAAGCCAAAAGUUAGUUGGAACAAGAAAGGAAAGAAGGUGAACUCUCAGCGCAUAGAGACCAUUGAGUUUGACGAGGGUGCUGGCGCUGUGCUCAGAAUCCAACCUCUCCGAGCACCACGUGAUGAGAAUAUCUACGAGUGUCUAGCAGAGAACAGCGCAGGCGAGAAUUCCGUCAGCGCCAAGCUCACCAUCAUCAGAGAGGACCUUCUGCCACCAGGCUUCCCUAACAUUGACAUGGGUCCUCAGCUUAAAGUGGUGGAGAGAACUCGAACGGCUACCAUGCUCUGUUCUGCCAGUGGAAAACCUGACCCAGAAAUCACCUGGUACAAAGACUUCCUGCCCAUAGAUCCAAAUACAAGCGAUGGACGGAUCAAGCAACUGCGCUCUGAAAGAUUUGAGGGUACCCCGAUUCGAGGUGCCCUGCAGAUCGAGAACAGUGAGGAGUUGGACCAGGGGAAGUACGAGUGCGUGGCGUCUAAUGAGGAAGGCGUACGCUACUCGUCCCCCGCUAAUCUUUAUGUGCGAGAGCUUCGAGAAGUCCGGCGGGUACCUCCUCGCUUCUCCAUUCUUCCAGAAAGUAAAGAAAUAAUGCCAGGUGGCAGUGUGAACAUAACUUGCGUGGCAGUGGGAUCGCCCAUGCCUUAUGUCAAGUGGAUGCUGAACGCUGAGGACUUGACGCCAGACGACGAGAUGCCAGUUGGCAGAAAUGUUCUUGAACUGAGCAGUGUCCGUGAGUCAGCCAACUAUACCUGCGUGGCCAUGAGCAGCCUUGGCAUCAUUGAAGCCGUGGCACAGAUCACUGUAAAAUCUCUUCCCAAGCCUCCAGGUACCCCUGUGGUUACUGAAACCACAGCCACUAGUGUGACCAUUACGUGGGACUCAGGAAACCCAGAUCCAGUGACAUACUACAUCAUACAGUAUAGAGCCAGGUCCCCAGACAGCAAGUAUGAAACGGUGGAUAGCAUCACCACUACACGUUACAGCAUUGGUGGCCUCUACCCAAACACAGAGUAUGAAAUACGUGUCUCAGCGGUGAACUCAAUUGGACAAGGUCCACCCAGUGAGCCAGUCGAAACUCGGACUGGUGAGCAAGCUCCCGCCAGUCCACCAAGAAACAUUAAGGCCCAAAUUCUUCCUCAAAACACCAUGAUGGUGCAGUGGGAGGAACCCGAGGAGCCUAAUGGGCAGAUCAAGGGAUACCGAGUUUAUUACACUAUGGACGAUUCGCAGCCCAUGAGCCUCUGGCAGAUCCACAAUGUCCAGGACAAUCUCAUCACCACCAUUCAGAGCCUAGUUCCUCAAGAAACAUACACAAUCAAAGUCCUUGCAUUCACAUCCGUUGGUGAUGGACCUUUUUCAGCCCCAAUUCAGGUCAAAGUAUUACAGGGAGUUCCAGGUCAACCAUCCAAAUUCCAAGUUGGUGCUGUGUCAGACACCAGCAUUGAGCUGACCUGGGAACCUGCAUAUGAGAAAGAAGGAAUUAUAAAUUAUGAACUUCGCUAUAAGGAAGGCGAUUCAGACACUCAGUUGAAGAAAACAUUUGGACCCACAAAAUCAUAUGUUGUGGAAAGUCUCCGUCCCAAUACAAAGUACCGCUUCUCCCUGGCGGCCAUCUCUAACAAAGGCAUUGGGGCGUUCACAAAUGAAAUUUCUGAGAGGACCUUGCAAGCCAAACCCUCAGCUCCCCCUCAAGAAAUUAAGUGCAGCACUACCAGCUCCACCAGCCUUUUGGUAAGUUGGCGCCCCCCACCUCUGAAGAGUCAGAACGGUGAUCUGACGGGGUAUAGGGUGCGCUACCAAGUGGUGGGCCCUUCAGAAGGGGCCAGCGACGAUACAGACCCCAUGGAGGAGCCGCCAGUGCCUCCAACCGAAGAGCGGGUGUUGCUGCAGAGACUGGAGAAGUGGACCCAGUACCGAAUCACAUUGUCCGCCUCAACUGAGAUUGGGCCUGGCCCCGAGAGUGAGCCCCUAAUCUGUCGGACAGAUGAAGAUGGUACGUGAGUCUCUUAUGUGGAGACUUGGCCUUAUUAAGAGACAGAACUCUUCUCUGUUAGCUUGAAAUGAGGUUAAACUGCUUUGGCCUCUAACUUGAAGUCACAAGAGUAGUGGUUGAAUACACUACUAUGAUCCAUCUGUACUCAGGAAUCUGAAUUUCCAAAUCAGGGAAAGU
Poecilia latipinna (sailfin molly) is the source of this 2985-nucleotide messenger RNA. Its product is annotated as receptor-type tyrosine-protein phosphatase S-like. Gene Ontology annotation, biological process: sarcomere organization. Gene Ontology annotation, cellular component: M band. The record is from RefSeq and is a predicted model, not a curated record. Gene Ontology annotation, molecular function: protein binding. Lineage: Eukaryota; Metazoa; Chordata; Actinopteri; Cyprinodontiformes; Poeciliidae. The transcript has 14 exons. Bases 630 to 2816 code for a protein of 728 amino acids.